This is a messenger RNA of Alternaria atra, 228 nucleotides long. RefSeq lists its product as uncharacterized. Bases 1 to 228 code for a protein of 75 amino acids. The record is from RefSeq and is a predicted model, not a curated record. Lineage: Eukaryota; Fungi; Ascomycota; Dothideomycetes; Pleosporales; Pleosporaceae. The transcript has 2 exons.
AUGUCUGGCAACGACAACCCUGGAAACUUUGCCAAUCGCCCUAAGGAGGAGGUCAAAGCUGCCGCGCAGAAGGGCGGAGAGCAUUCUCACAGCGGAGGUUUCGCGUCCAUGGACGCCGAUAAGCAACAUGACAUCGCCUCCAAGGGCGGCAAGGCUUCAUCCGGUAGCUUCGAGCCCGGCAGCGAGAAGGCCAAGGAGGCUGGCAGGAAGGGUGGACAGUCGUCUUAA